AGACUCUGUGCAGGUCAAUUACUGGCCUUGUCGAGUUACAUAACGGAGGCACACUGGAGUUGGAACAGGAAUUUCGGAAUAACAUUCCCAACGGCAAGCAUCAUGUCUGUGGAUGAAGAUCAACCGACAAUUCCAGCUAGAGUGAAACAAUGGGCAGAAACCCGCCCAGACAAGGAAGUGUUUGUCUUCUAUAGUGAUGAAGGAAGGCGAGCUCUCACCUGUAAAGAUGUACACAACCUCUCCACAAAAUUUGCUGCACUUCUUCAGCGUCGGGGGUUGAAACAUGGAGAUGUGCGUCUUAUCACCGAUUUUGGCAUCAUGGCAGCUGGGUGUGUUGCUGCCAAUGCCCAGGCACUGCUGGCGGACGGUACUGAUCUGUUGCAUGUGAUCAACUUGAGUCGCUGUCGUCUACUGAUUGGGGACAAAACACUACCUGGGGGUGCCUGGCAUCUUCUCAAACCACAUCUGGGAGAAAUCAUGGAUCUGAAAGUGAAAUCAAGCAAUGCUCCUAAACUGGAAAUGGUGGAGUUUGUUGGUGUUAAAGAAGGUGGCGAUUACCUGGAGAUGUUGCAUCAGGAAGGAGAUCCUGUUCCAGUUGAGAUACUACCAACAGACACAGCUCUGUAUUGGACAACCUCUGGCAGCACUGGCUUUUCAAAACUUGUGCCAAAGACGCAUGCAGUUAUGCUUUUCCUUGCUAGCAGUUUUACGAAGAUGUUUCGAAUCCACAAUGAAGUUGAUGUACUGUACAGUGAUCGGCCUUUGGGUUGGGCAGGUGGGUGGCCCUAUGGAUUUAUUGAAAUGGCAGUCCCUUAUGUAACGACAGACACGAGAGGUUCUGUUCUAGAUCAAUGUAAGCUGUCUUGGGAUGUGCUUAGCGAGGAAAGGUGUACUAUCGCUGUGCUUUCAAUAUCCUUCAUGAAGAAACUGGCAGAAAGAAGAAGUCUGGAAAACUCGGGUGAUGUGAUUCAAAGAUUGAUGUGUAUUGUUACAGGGCAACCUUUUGCCAAACACUGCUUUGAGUUUGUUAGUAAGAUUUGUCACUCCGUGGCAUCUGCAUAUGGAAUCUCAGAAGUUGGGUAUGUAUCAAGUUGUAUUUGUGAGAAGGCGGAAGACUUUGAAGACAACCUGGUUGGAUGUAGCUCUCACUUAGAGGUUAAGGUAGUAGAUGAACAGUUUACAGAUCUUGGAGCAGGCAAGGACGGACAAGUCCUGCUUCAUGGACAGUGUGUGUUCAAGGGAUACAUUGAUAAUCCUGAAGCUACAAAAGCAGCUUUUACAGAUGACGGCUGGUUUAAAUUAGAUGAGGUGGGCCAUUUUGAUGAGAAGGGGCGUCUUUUUGUCGAAGGAAGACGCUCAGAUGCCAUUAUGCAUGGAGAGUACAUUAUAUACCCAUCCUGGGUGGAGAAGAAGUUGAGAACAUGUCCCUAUAUUUCUGAGGUCAUGGUGGUCCCCGUUCCUCAUCCAGACAUGUGUCAUGAGGUCUGUGCCUGUGUCAUACCCAAACCAAACAUGGAUGUCACCACCAAGAUGAUCAAAGAUCACUGCGAUCCAAUGUUCAUCAGCGAUUCCCUCCAUGAAAUGUCAGCCAAACCAGCCUACUAUGUUCUGGUGGAGAGUUUCCCUCUCAUACCAACAGGCAAACCUGACAGACGGGCAUUAUCAGAAAUAGCGGAAAAAAAUCACCUCAAUCAGCCUCUAAAUUCUUGUCCAACCCGAAUGGGCUGCAAUGGCAGGCUAAAGUACCCAGCAGGCGGUAAAUUACCUCUGUGAGAUUAAUUUAAUCGCGAUUUAAUGUGUAAUAUAUGUAAUCCGUGUAUUGUCAAAAUAAUAGUCGAGAAAUAUAAUCAGAAUACAUUUGAGCGGGUUUAGUAAUCAGAUUAAUCAGAAUAUAUAGUGUGAACAAAUUUAGUAUCAUAUUCAUUUUAUCAUUUCGGUCAGUGGAUAUUUUUCACCAAAUAUUGCAUGUAUGUUACUUUCUCUCUUAUGAUCAUUAUUGAAUUUGUGUACUCGUACUUGAUAAUGUUACUAAAUAUACUAAACUAUAUUUACCAUUAAAAUGUUUCAUUUAUAUUAUUGUUAUUGUUCUUGUUGUAUAAUAUCAUUAUUGUCUGCCCUUGACAUAUAUAAUGCAAUGUAUUCAUAAAGCGUUAUUCUGAUAAUAUGAACAUCAGUAGGUCGUUGAUCCUUACGAA
Messenger RNA from Haliotis rufescens (red abalone), 2195 nucleotides. Its product is annotated as long-chain-fatty-acid--CoA ligase FadD13-like. The record is from RefSeq and is a predicted model, not a curated record. The coding region runs from base 103 to 1773 and encodes 556 amino acids. Lineage: Eukaryota; Metazoa; Mollusca; Gastropoda; Lepetellida; Haliotidae. The transcript has 3 exons.